Messenger RNA from Lethenteron reissneri (Far Eastern brook lamprey), 4349 nucleotides. Its product is annotated as WD repeat-containing protein 7-like. Gene Ontology annotation, biological process: protein localization to plasma membrane. Lineage: Eukaryota; Metazoa; Chordata; Hyperoartia; Petromyzontiformes; Petromyzontidae. Gene Ontology annotation, molecular function: protein binding. The record is from RefSeq and is a predicted model, not a curated record. Gene Ontology annotation, cellular component: cytoplasm.
GCACGCGGCGUUCAGCCUCCUCCCAUCGCUCCCUCCUCCUCCUCUCGCUCCCUCCUCCUCUCUCUCGCUCCCAGGUGUAGCCGACGCCUCCAGGUGUAGCGGACGCCUCCACGCAGAGCCACGCUCGUGCAACUGCGUCUGUGUCAAGUUCCAAAGUCAGUCACUUUCAGCCGCGUCCCUGCAUCCUCGUCCACUGAGAGGUUUAGUGCCACCAUGCCGGAUAAGGAACGGGUCCUUCCCAUGGUGCUUUGGGGUUUGCACGCCCCGAAUCACUGCGUGUCCAGCCUGCUGCUCACAGAAGACCAGCACACAAUUGUGACCGGAUGCCAAGAUGGGCAGCUCUGCCUAUGGAACCUAGACGAAGAUCUCAAGAUCACACCGCGUGCUCUACUUUUUGGGCACUUGGAAGGAGUCACUUGCCUGGGUCGGGCCAACCCGCUCCGCGACCACCCCUACGUCGUCAGCUGCGACGAGAACGGGCAAAUGUGUCUGUGGGAUGUAAGCGAUGGGCGCUGUGUGGAGUUCAGGCAGCAUCCGUACGUACAUACAGAAAUGCAUUACUACAAGUGCCCGUACGGGUCGGCGGACGAGGGCUGGCUGCUCUGCUCCGGCUGCUACAGCGACGUCCUCAUCCUGGACGCGCUCACCCUCAAGGUCCUGGGAUCGCUGGCGUCCAAGGACGCACCCAAUUGGAUGGCCACCAUAAGUGUCCUUAGGUGCACAAGAACGCUCGAGGACAUUGUGGUCGGGGUGUCAGUGGCUGGCUUGCUGAAGGUUUGGAAUCUAAGCAAUGUUCUCAACAACAUUCAGGACUCGGAGCCAGUGUUUGAGAAGGAGUCGAUGGCGGUGGAUGGUCUGGAUGCUCAGGCCGUCGCGUUCUGCACCUACACCCAGAGCACCUUGCUGCUCGUCUGCUCACACAUCUGGAAGGUUCUCAGCCUAGAGAACUUCUGUGCACGGUGCUGCAUGGCAAGGACAGCCGAUGGGCCCUGGACCGGGGGUGAUUUCCUGGCUGCAAACAAGGUGCUCGUGUGGACGUCGCGAGGCCAAGGUUACAUCUACAAGCUUCCGGACAGUCCAAAGCAGAUGACAGACUGCAGCUCCUUGAACCACGAGGCCCCACUACUGCUCUACAUACUUGAAGACACACUCCCGGAGCCGCGCGCGUCCCUGCAGGUGCUGCGCUACGCGGAGGGGCGCACGGAGCCCUUCCACAAGCUGCUGCUGCGCGCGGACUCGGCGGGGCGCGUGGGCACCUGGCUCAUCCCGGACGUGCUCGUGCCCAAGCACGACGGCUCCGUGCAGAAGCUGCCGGUGACUUCCUCCGGCAGCCUGCGCCAAGCAUUCGAGGGGACCGCCUCCGACGCCGCGGCGGCGGAGGCAGCCUGGUCUGCACCAGGGGCGGAACACGCGGAGCGCACCGCCCUGGUGUACGCGGUGCCGCACGGCCUGCUGGCGUGCGGCUACUCCGACGGGCACAUCCUCGUUUAUCCCGCUGCUGCCAUGGCCCUCACGCAUUUCCUAGAGGGUGCCCGAGAUAUUGGACCAGGCCACUACGCCCUGCAGGGCCACGGCGGCGCGGUGAGCUGCCUGCUGUACCCGCACGAGGCGGCACGGCGCUACGACUCGCGCUGGCUCAUCUCGGGCGCAGCCGACUUCUCGGUGCGCCUGUGGGACGUGCUCAGCCAGGAGCUGCUGUGCGCCUUCCAUCCACACGCGGGCUCCGUCACGCAGCUGCUGCUGCCGCCCGAUAACUGCCAUGAGACGGUGCUGCGGUGCGUUUGCUCCGUGGCGUCGGACCACUCCGUGGCCCUGCUGAGCCUGACGGAGCGGCGGUCCCUCCUCCUGGCGUCGCGUCACGCCUUCCCGGUGCAGGCCGUGCGCUGGAGGGCCGCCGACGACCUGCUGCUCGUGUGCUGCUCCGACGGUUCACUCUACGUCUGGCAGAUGGACAGCGGCAUGCUGGAUCGCUGUGUCGUCGGACUGGCGGCCGAGGAGAUCCUGAGCCUGUGCGACGACCGCGACCCAGCGGGGGGCUACGUGGCGCUGGAGCCCGGGGGGCCGUGGGGGGGCCUCCACAAGCACCCGCGGCUGCGCUCCUUCAAGACGCUGCUGGCCCACCGUCACGCCGUGCAGCCACCGAGCCUUGAAGUGGCUGACAAGGACCUGCUUUCCACACCUGCCAAACUCCUGCAGGCGUUCACCUUCCAAGCCGUAACGCCGAGCGCGUGUGAUCUGGCCAUCCACCUCAUUUUCUUCGACAUGCAGGCGCUCGUGAGCCUUUUGGCCAUCGAAGAGGCCUUGCCAGGCAAGCCUAGCUUGCCUGUAAAAUUUGAGGCCAGCGCGAAGCCACGCAAGCAUAGCCGGCUGCUCAAGAGGGGAGCCUCGGAGACCAUCCUGCACCUCUGUGAGAACUUCAAGUUGUCCGGCGACAAGGAGGAAAGGGAUGACAGGGCCAAGCAGCACCAGCAUAGCGCGGAGCCGCUCGCAAAGGUGGACGAUCGGUGCAAGUUGAUGGCGGAGGCCCACGCGCGGCUCUUCAUGUCCUGCCUGCACCGGUGGGGCCUGGAUCCCGAGCUGGACAAGCUGUGCACGGGUCGCCUCGGGCUGCUGAGGCCUCAAAUGGCCGUCUCGUUCGUGCUGCUCUCGCAGUGCGGCCACGCCAUGGCGGUCACUCUGCCGGGCUGGGACCUGCUGGAGCAGAGGCCCCUUCGCACGGUUGGGUUCCGCGCCGGUGCCGAGGCCUCGCGACGACGGGAAACGGGGGGCGGCCAAGGGUGCACGCCACUGUCAGUGUCGACACAGAGGCAACUGUCGGUCAUCUCUCUCGCAAGCACUCUGGUGGGAAUGUGCACCACCAACCUCUAUGAAAGUGUCCGGACGAGCAGAGAUGGGCACGGCGGUGAGAACGAGAACGGAUCUCCUCGCGUUGAACGGACAAACAACGCGGGCGCGAAACAAGAGAGCUUGAAUAGCGACAAAGAGGGUGGCCUGAACCAGGCCAAUGUCAGCCUGCCAAGCCUCCUGGCUUCCCUGCAUGCACAGCCGGUGCUCAUGGAGAAGCUGAUCAAGCACUGGGAGGGCGACCUCUUGGAAUGGGCGAGUGGUGAGGCUGGCCCCGUGCAAGCGUGCGACCUGGCUUUGGCCGACAGGCCGGCGCGCCACACUCCCGCGGAAGCCCGUGCAGAUUACCCUCACCCCGCAGCGCAAGACGGCGCCUUGAUGCCGCCCGACGUCGUUCCUCGGAGAGGCAGCAGCGACCGGACGAGGCAAGCGAGCCCCUUUCGUCGAAACAGGCACUCCUUGGAGCUGGGGCAGACAGCCGACCUUCUCAAAGUGAGCAAAACCCGCCAUGCAAAAAAGGUCUCUUCCUGCAAAGCGUCGUGACUGGCGAGGUUCUGCAAAGUCAUCCACGGGAAACUCCUCGCUCGCUCGCUCGCUCACCUUGACACCAACCCAGAGGCUCUUCACUGCUGUGGGGUUUUGUCCUUCCCAAGGCUGUCCGUCUGUUUACCUGUCGGUGAAACGGCAAAUCCGUGCAGUUCACACUGAGAACGUCUUCCUCGGCGAUGUCGCCGCUGUCGUGAUGAUCGCGUUCGCUUCUCAAUGGCAGUCCGUGUCGAUGCAGAAUUGGUGUGCUUGUGUUUGCAUUGCAUCGCCCUCUUAGCUCCCCCCGCCGUAACGAUCGCAGUCAUGGGUCACCCAAAGAGAAUUGUUCUAGAAUGGCAGUUGGCUAUGUUUUGUAAAACGUAUAUGAAUAAAGGCCUAAAUCCAUAGUUAUAAUUCGGAGGUUUUUAAAGUUGUGGGUUUUAUGAAGUCUACCGUUUGGCAAUAUGCUCUUAAAAAUACGUUUCAUCGUUUCAGGUGCCUAGUUCAGUGUGAAUUGCGAAUGGAAACGGCGAUAAGUGAUGAGAGCUCAUUUUUGUUUAUGUUUGUGAUUUGCACAUUCACGGGAAAUGUGUAAACAACCCGUGGGUUGCAACGGAGGCGUAUUCAUGACAGUGUGUGGUACACCGCGAAUGUGCAGGUGGAUUUUGUGUUUGUUGUUAUAAUUAUAAACAACAUUUUGGAAAUGAUUAUUCGUUUAAUGUCGGGGUGAGUUGAUACAUGUUGCUGGACGACACAUCAAUAUUCCUUAAUAUUCUCAUCUCUAAAACAGGCACAUUAUAAACAAUUAGACCCCAAAAUUACAUUUAUUUCCUACGUGUUAAAUUGCUUCAGUCUGCGUUUUAAAUGUCUCCAAUUGGACCGUUACGUGUCUGUAUGGGCAAAGUGUGGCGUACUGGCAGUUCAUAUCAGUAUCUUGCUUGAAUAAGUGCCGUUUAUUCAAUUAAAAUCUUUGAAAUUGA